AUGCCGAAUGAGAAUGUUUGCGGGUUUGCUGUUGCACAAGCCAAUUAUUACCAUGAUGUGGUGAGAGAGUGCUCAAAACGAGGCGGAAUUGUGGCGAAAAUUCAGAAUGCCUUCGAGAAUGCAGUUUUCUACGCUUUGAUUAGUGAUGACUUUGACAAUCAGCCUCCAUAUAUUGGAGUUGAGAAGAAACCGAAUGGAAACUGGACGUACACUGAUGGAACACCUUUAACUUAUCAACAUUGGGCAUCGGAGGGUCCUUGUCCAUCCAAUUGGGUUUACUUCGAUCAGACAAAAUCGUGCUACUAUCUACAGAGUUUCAUCUACCCGGAUAGUCAGCACUGGAAAUACUGGAGUUUCACCGAAGCAGAAGCACUUUGUCAAGGAAUGCAUGGCCAUUUGGUGUCGAUUCAUUCAAAAACCGAGCACGAUUUUGUGAUGGAUCUCAUUGGCACGAACCUGAAUACAACCAAUCAUUUGGGCUUUUUAAGUCUAGACGGACAACACGUGUGCUGGUGGGACUGGAUGUGGACUGGCUUAGUUGGAACGGGUGCCAUAAACAAUGGAUAUUGGACUGAUGGGACACCCGUCGACUAUUCACCACCAAACAUCUACAAUCCGCAGGAAAGGAAUCAAACUAACAAUUGGGUUAUGAGUAACGAUCCGACAUGUCAGCCAUGGACAUGGCGAAGUUCUGUGGAAAGUGUUGGCCAACCGUCGAAGAAAGCUCGUUUACCAAAACGGCUAAUGAACAACUUUAUGGGAUUAAGUGGAAUCGAUGCGGAAAUUUUUGGGAAAAUCCUUGAAAAUCUCUCCGUUUACACU
This is a messenger RNA of Mesorhabditis belari, 822 nucleotides long. Lineage: Eukaryota; Metazoa; Nematoda; Chromadorea; Rhabditida; Rhabditidae. The record is from the annotation of a GenBank genome assembly.